AUGCACCUUGUGCCAGCCUAUCAGGUCUUCUCUCAUCAGGGCUCCGUGCAGCACAUCUGCUCGUUAGAUGUUGAAAUUCAGGACCCGCUGGAGGUGAACUGGCAUGGCGACCACUGGGCACCCCCACCCCUGCCCGCAGCGCUGGCCAACGAGGACUGCCUGUGGUACUUGGACCGGAAUGGCUCUUGGCAUCCAGGGUUUGACUGCGAGUUCUUCACCUUCUGUUGCGGGACCUGCUACCAGCGGUACUGCUGCAGGGACCUGACCUUGCUCAUCACAGAAAGGCAGCAGAAGCACUGCCUGGCCAUCAGCCCCAAGACCAUAGCGGGCAUCGCCUCUGCGGUGAUCCUCUUUGUUGCUGUGGUUGCCACCACCAUCUGCUGCUUCCUCUGUUCCUGUUGCUACCUGUACCGCCGGCGCCAGCAGCUGCAUAGCCCCUUUGAAGGCCAGGAGAUCCCCAUGACAGGCAUCCCUGUGCAGCCAAUGUACCCGUACCCCCAGGACCCUAAAGCUGGCCCUGCACCUCCCCAACCUGGCUUCAUGUACCCGCCCAGUGGUGCAGCACCACAGUAUCCAUUCUACCCGGCCGGGCCUCCCAUGUACAACCCUGCAGCUCCUCCCCCCUAUAUGCCAACGCAGCCCUCCUACCCAGGAGCCUGAGGAGCCGCCGUGUGUUUCCACCGCCCCCACAGGGACACCAACCUUGGGAGAUGCCCUCAUCCUGUAUCUGCAUCUGACCCUGGGGGCGGGCAGGGGGCCUCUGUCACCAGGCCCCAGACCAAGCCAAGCUCCGGUCCCAUGGGGACAGAGGUACAGGGAAGUGGAGCAGGAGCUGCGCUGGACGGAGGCAAUGACUGAUGGUGGGAAGGGCUCCGAAUGGAUGGACUUAUUUUUACAGAGGUGCAGAGAGGGCGAGCACCGCCUGGGUCACUGCCCCUGCCCUCAAACCAUCCCUCACCCCCAGGCUCCCAGUGGGAAAGCUGGGCCUCCUCUGUGCCCGCUCUGGGAUGAGAUGGGGGCCCUGGGGGGGUCCUGGACAGUCUUCUCACUGGCUGACUCUGUGGCCUGCUGGAUUAAAUCUGUAAAAACAUA
Messenger RNA from Echinops telfairi (small Madagascar hedgehog), 1092 nucleotides. It is a transcript of the gene SHISA4, whose product is annotated as shisa family member 4. The record is from RefSeq and is a predicted model, not a curated record. NCBI's taxonomy places the organism in Eukaryota, Metazoa, Chordata, Mammalia, Afrosoricida, Tenrecidae. Bases 1 to 660 code for a protein of 219 amino acids. The transcript is spliced from 6 exons.